This is a messenger RNA of Melampsora larici-populina 98AG31, 258 nucleotides long. RefSeq lists its product as uncharacterized. Gene Ontology annotation, molecular function: ATPase activator activity. The transcript is spliced from 2 exons. Gene Ontology annotation, cellular component: PAM complex, Tim23 associated import motor. Lineage: Eukaryota; Fungi; Basidiomycota; Pucciniomycetes; Pucciniales; Melampsoraceae. Gene Ontology annotation, biological process: protein import into mitochondrial matrix. The record is from RefSeq and is a predicted model, not a curated record. The coding region runs from base 1 to 258 and encodes 85 amino acids.
AUGGUCGCAGGUAAACCAAGACCAACAAGGAUAGGAGACCUUAAAGGACCUUGGGCCAUCGGUGGUUUUCAAGCUAGGAUGGAUCGUAGAGAAGCCAAAGAUAUAUUAGGACUUAAGGAAUCACAAGUAACUAAGAAUCGAUUGAAGGAUGCUCAUCGGAAAAUCAUGUUAGCUAAUCAUCCAGAUCGAGGGGGUAGUCCUUAUUUAGCUAGUAAAAUCAAUGAAGCUAAAGAUUUAUUAGAAAAGAGCUUGCGGUGA